Messenger RNA from Neohortaea acidophila, 1557 nucleotides. RefSeq lists its product as uncharacterized. The transcript has a single exon. The record is from RefSeq and is a predicted model, not a curated record. The coding region runs from base 170 to 1417 and encodes 415 amino acids. NCBI's taxonomy places the organism in Eukaryota, Fungi, Ascomycota, Dothideomycetes, Mycosphaerellales, Teratosphaeriaceae.
CAGCUGUCUUGGCUGUGUUCUUGUGCCGGUCGACCAAAGACUCGCUCGCUCGUGUCUCUUGGGUCCUCCCCUCUUUUCUUUCCCACCUUCCACACUACAUCGGUUUUGACUAGAAGUUACACCCACAACACUGAACAGAUCCAUACAACCCGUAUACCCCUCUAUAGCCAUGGCAGCCGCCGCCGUAGUGCCCUCUACCUCCACCCUCGACCUCACCUCCUCCACCUCCGUGCCCAUCCGCCUGGGCGCGAGCAUCCUCAAAUCCAGCGAAGACAAGCGCCUCACCAGCAUAAAAUACAACUACAAACCCCGGGUCGAAGAUGGGAAGAAGGUGGAAAGCAGUUUCCAGCCCCGAGACGACUCGUCCUUCGUUCUGAAGCUAAAGAACGGCGAGCAAGAAUACCGUUACCGCAGCAGCAAGCGCGCCCGAACAAGUCAGCAUGAUCGGUAUGUCUUGCUUGCGCAGGGGAAGGGGAAAGAUCGGGAGGUGGUGCUGGAGAAGUUGGAUGCGUGUUUUGAUUUCAAUUUGCUGCGGCUGCCCGAUGGGAAGAACGUGUGGGAGCUCGAAGACGAGUAUCCGCAUAUUCCUGUUGAUGGGGGUGCCGGGAAGACUUUGGCUGCUGAGGCGACGCAGCAUUCUGAGGCUGGACCGCCGGAAGCGGGGAACCCGUUCGAUUACCGGCAUUACAUGGGGGAGGGUGCUAUGCUUGCGGCACAGAGCGAUACAAAAGGGAUCCGCGCAGAACGGGGCGCAUCACCUCCACGAGCUCGAGCAGGGCCUGCCACUUCGCGAUCUGAGCCGCCAAAGCAUCCGGAUGCAGCAGACAAGAAACGCAAGGCACAGGAGCCCGUCAAGAGCGACCCCAAACGAGCCAAAGCCAGCGGCGAGCCAGCGCCAUCCGCCACCAAAUCCAAAGCUCCCAUCCCGCGAGUCAAACUAGACCGCAAAGCUUCGCUGCAAGUCCCUCCCUACGAGGACUCGGGAGAACUGGUCGUAGAUGACGAAACGCCCGUAACGGAAAAACCGCGCAGCGCCAUGGCACUUGCGUUCUCAGGCCAGCUGGGACAGGGGCCUAUAAGUCUGCACUCGGCUGCUGCGAGUCCAUUGAUGAGCAGCAGGGUCGCGUCGCCUGCGGUGCCGCGGCCUGGGCGAUAUCUGGAGGACGAGGAGAUGGAGCUGGGAGAGGAGAGUGGUGAUGAGGAGGAGGAGGCGGAUGCGGAUGUGGAAGGGUUGGAAUUGCCUUCGCCUGCUCAGGCGCAUCGGCCGGGGGAGGAGGAUGGGGAGCAUGUGAUUGGUGAUGAAGAGGAGGAUGAUGAUUUCACUAAGCAGCUUUCCCUCGCGCUGCAGGACCCUGGUGAGCCGGAUGUGGUGACGGGGAAUGUGCAAGAUGAAAGCGAGGAGAGCGAGGAGGAGUGAGGGAAGGAGCAGAGGGGAUGAGAUGGGCCUUUGAUGCCUCUGUCUAUACACGAAGCUUGGACGAAUCUAGUCUUGCAUGUGUCCUGGCCUCACGAGUGUCAAGCGUCUCAACAAUCGAUUCAAAUUACGAUGUCGUAGAA